Molecule: messenger RNA, 1421 nt
Organism: Cynara cardunculus var. scolymus (artichoke)
Lineage: Eukaryota; Viridiplantae; Streptophyta; Magnoliopsida; Asterales; Asteraceae
Product: U-box domain-containing protein 21-like
Exons: 1
Coding region: 1-1314 (437 amino acids)
Biological process (GO): protein ubiquitination
Molecular function (GO): ubiquitin protein ligase activity
Source: RefSeq, a predicted model, not a curated record
AUGGCAUUUUUAUGGAAGAGACCAAGAGUUAGCCGUUUGGCUGGCAAGAAGUUUCUUCACAAGCAAAAUUCCAAGAUUGAACUUACCAUUCCGACGCAUUUCCGGUGCCCGAUAUCUCUUGAUCUGAUGAAAGAUCCGGUGACGCUGUCGACCGGGAUUACAUACGAUCGAGAGAGCAUAGAGAAGUGGAUGCAAGACGGUAAUCAGACAUGUCCAGUCACGAAUCAAGUCCUCACGAGUUUCGAUCAGAUCCCGAAUCACACGAUCCGGAGAAUGAUUCAAGAUUGGUGUGUUGCAAAUCGUGCUCACGGGAUUGAAAGAAUACCGACUCCUCGAACCCCCAUAACCUCUUCGGAUAUCGUGGAAGUUUGUUCCAAAAUGAUGGAUUCGUCUUCAAAUGGCGACGAGAAAAGGUGCCUUGAUUUGGUAGAGAAGAUAAACGCUUGGGCUAAAGAAAGUGAACAUAACAAGAGCCUCAUCAUAGAUAACGGACUCGGCUACGUGUUAGCUUCUUCAUUCGAGUCGUUUUCAAGCCUUUCUUUUGAAAAACAUCAAGUUCUUCUAAGAGAUAUUAUGUUUUUAUUAACAUGGAUGUUUCCUUUAGGGAUUGAAGGAAGAUCUAAGCUAGGGUCAGCUUCAUCUUUACGGUGCAUGAUAUGGUUUUUAUCAAAAGAGGAUUUAUUACUCAAAAAAAGUUGUAUUCUAACCCUAAAAGAACUUCUUUCCUCCGAUCAAAGCCAUGUAAACACCCUAAUCGCCAUUGAUGGCCUUUCAGAAGCUUUGAUCAACCUUAUAAACCUUCAAGAUUGCCCUUCUGCUACAAAAUCCUCUUUAACAGUCAUAUAUCACAUAAUUUCAACACCUGCUGGCUUCAACAAAGUCUCAUCAAGAUUCGUGGAGUUGGGUGUGAUCGAAUCAAGCUUGGAAGCUCUCGUGGGAGCCGAUAAAGGGUUAAGCGAGAUGGCUUUAGGGGUUUUAGAACGUAUUUCGGACACGAAAGAAGGGAGAGAAAGAAUGCAGACAAAUGCAUUAACUGUGCCAUUGUUAGUAAAGAAGAUAUUGAGAGUAUCUUGUUUGGCUAGUGAUUUCUGUGUUUCAUUGUUAUGGAAGCUUAGCAACAAUGGCGAUGGAAGUGAGUUGGUGGAAGCACUUCAUGUUGGUGCUUUGCAGAAGCUGUUGCUGCUGUUGCAGGUCAACUGUGGUGAAGAGACGAAGGUGAAGGCUACUGAGAUGUUGAAGUUGAUGAAUCAAAUCAAGAAUAAGUUGGAUUGUUUUGAUUCUGGACAUUACAAGUAUCUCAGAAAGUCUUAUUGAUUCUUGCUAGUUUUUGUAUCUAAUUUGUGUUGAUAAUCUAAUUAGGGUUUUGAGAGAAAAUGUGUACAGAUUUGAAACACAUGAGAUAUCAAAUUUUGUUAAAGUGU